Messenger RNA from Chionomys nivalis (European snow vole), 8566 nucleotides. It is a transcript of the gene Specc1, whose product is annotated as sperm antigen with calponin homology and coiled-coil domains 1. Gene Ontology annotation, molecular function: protein binding. The transcript has 9 exons. Gene Ontology annotation, cellular component: microtubule organizing center; filamentous actin. NCBI's taxonomy places the organism in Eukaryota, Metazoa, Chordata, Mammalia, Rodentia, Cricetidae. The coding region runs from base 207 to 2552 and encodes 781 amino acids. Gene Ontology annotation, biological process: actin cytoskeleton organization. The record is from RefSeq and is a predicted model, not a curated record.
CUCCCUGGGACCUUCCCAGUAGCAUCCGUGAGCGCGGAAAGCCGCUGCUGCUGUGGGCUGCGGUGGCUCGGGAGUCCGGUGCGAGUGAACCACAGCGGGCAGCAACUGGCUCAGAAUAGUGCAGAGGGCUUACAGACUGAGGCCAGCAGCUCCCAGGACGCACGAGAAGCCGGGGGCUUUGCAAGAGAAGAUCUCCCCAGGACAUCAUGCGGAGUGCCACCAAGCCCUGGAGUCCAGUUGCCAAAGCAGGCAGCCAUGGCCCUGAUCGCACACGGCCCCUCCCUGGGACCCCUUCUGGCAUGAAGAGUUCCAAGUCUUCAACCUCGCUGGCCUUCGAGUCUCGGCUUAGUAAGCUCAAGAGGGCCAGCAGUGAGGACAUGCUCAACAAGCCUGGCAGUGCCUCCGCAGGGACGGUGCGCCUGAAGAAGACCUCAACCUCCGGAGCCAUCUCCGAGCUCACUGAGAGCCGCCUGAGAAGCAACACAGGGGCUGUUCCAACAACCAAACGGACAGGCAUCCCAGCUCCACGGGAACUCUCAGUAACUAUCUCAAGAGAGAGAUCUGUGCCACGGGGUCCCUCCAGCUCAAAGAAGUUGGGCUCUAGUCCAACUUCUUCCUGCACCCCCACUCCUACCAAGCACCUGAGACCCACCUCUGCAAAACCUAAGCAAGACCAUGAAGGCACAGAGAAGUCUGUACUUGAGUCCCAGGUUCGGGAACUUCUGGCAGAAGCCAAAACCAAAGACAGUGAAAUCAACCGGCUUCGAAGUGAACUAAAAAAGUGUAAAGAAAGGUGGGCCCUAAGCACCGAGGAUACCAAUGCAUCAGACCCAAGCGCAGAGGGAACAUCAUCCCCAGUAGGUGAUGCAGAACCUUUGGUAAGAACGCUGGAGGAGAAGAACAAGACCUUUCAGAAAGAACUUGCUGACCUAGAGGAAGAAAACAGGGCCUUGAAGGAGAAACUGACUUACCUUGAACAGUCACCAAAUUCAGAAGGGGCGGCAAGUCACACUGGUGACAGCAGCUGCCCGACAUCCAUAACCCAAGAGUCCAGCUUCGGAAGCCCAGUUGGAAAUGAGUUGUCCAGUGAAGUGGACGAGUAUAGAAGAAGCACACAUGGAAGUACAUUGCGGACAUCGGGGUCUUCCAGCAGUGAUGUCACUAAAGCCUCUCUGUCACCAGAUGCCUCAGAUUUUGAGCAUAUCACUGCAGACACCCCAUCUCGGCCCCUGUCGGCCACCAGCAACUCUUUUAAGGGCUCCAAGUGCUCCCCUAUUGGGAGCUCCCCAAACAAUGCAAGCGAGUUGUCCUUGGCAUCUCUGACUGAGAAGAUACAGAAGAUGGAGGAGAAUCAGCACAGCACUGCUGAAGAGCUGCAGGCUACUCUGCAGGAGUUAUCAGACCAGCAGCAGAUGGUGCAGGAACUGACAGCCGAGAACGAGAAGCUGGUGGAUGAGAAGUCCAUUUUAGAGACCUCUUUCCACCAGCACCGAGAGAGGGCAGAACAGCUGAGUCAGGAAAACGAGAAACUGAUCAACCUUUUACAAGAGCGAGUGAAGAAUGAGGAGCCUAGUGCCCAAGGAGGAAAAAUCCUUGAGCUGGAGCAGAAGUGCACAGAUAUUCUGGAGAAGAGCCGCUUUGAAAGAGAGAAGCUGCUUAACAUUCAGCAGCAGCUGACCUGCAGCCUACGGAAGGUUGAGGAAGAAAACCAAGGAGCUAUAGACAUGAUCAAGCACCUGAAGGAGGAAAAUGAAAAACUGAAUGGGUUCCUAGAACACGAACGAUGUAAUAAUAGUGUGAUGGCCAAAACUUUGGAGGAGUGUAGGGUUACCUUGGAAGGCUUGAAAAUAGAGAAUGGGUCCUUGAAAGCUCAUUUGGAGACUGAUAAGCAAAAGGCCAUGGAGGCCAGCAGUACCAUGGGGCAGACGGCAGAGAACUUUGAGGUUCAAGAAAUGCUGAAAGUGGCUCGAGCUGAGAAAGAUCAAUUGCAACUGUCUUGCACAGAGCUCAGACAAGAAUUGCUAAAGGCGAAUGGUGAAAUUAAACACAUUUCCAGCCUCCUAGCAAAGAUGGAAAAAGAUUACUCUUACCUGAAGGAGGUCUGUGAUCAUCAAGCAGAACAACUGAGCAGAACCAGCCUAAAAUUACAAGAGAAAGCUUCAGAGAGUGACGCAGAAAUCAAAGACAUGAAAGAAACCAUAUUUGAAUUGGAAGAUCAGGUGGAGCAGCACCGUGCCGUCAAGUUACACAAUAAUCAGCUCAUUAGUGAACUGGAAAGCAGUGUGAUCAAGCUGGAGGAGCAGAAAUCAGACCUAGAACGGCAGUUGAAGACCCUGACGAAACAGAUAAAGGAGGAGACUGAGGAAUGGAGACGGUUCCAGGCGGACCUGCAGACUGCAGUGGUGGUGGCCAAUGACAUCAAAUGUGAGGCUCAACAGGAACUGCGAACUGUGAAGAGGAGGUUGUUGGAGGAGGAAGAGAAGAAUGCCAGGCUGCAGAAGGAGCUGGGGGACAUACAGGGACACAGCAGCUCCAUGGUCUCUGUCAGCUAGCAGAGCAUUUGGUGGAAGAAAGACAGCCCAGCCCUUGCCAUGAUUGGAAACUACUGCCAUUUCUAUAUGAAAGGGGGAUCUGUAGAGGAGAUUACCACUGUAAAGAGCGCACUUGUCUCCUGUGCCAUUCACUAUUCCACACAGAGUCAUUACAGCCAGAGUGUCUUUAGCUUCCCUUCAUGCUGGAAUCAGCACACUGCCUGAUCACAUGUUCAAAAAUGUUUCCCUCCUUUUUUCUCUUAGAAAAUUCAGCAUUCUCUCCCUCUCUUUCCCUCCCUCCCUCUUUCUCCCUCUUUCCCUCCCUCCCUCCCUCCCUUCCUCCCUCCCUCCCUCCCUCCCUCCCUCCCUCCCUCCUUCGCUCCCUCCCCUCCUCCCUCUCUCUGGAGAAUAAAAUGAAGUUCUGAAAAGCAAAAUACAAGUCUUGUGAAAAAAAAUAUUUUAUAUGUAACUAGAAUACACAAAUAGUGGUUUAGCAAGCCCCAGGUAUUGGUGAAUGCAGCCCAUGUGGUGUUCACUUUUUUGCUGCCUACUUGAAUAUAGGAUCCAACAGUUUUGAAAUUCAUGCUAGUUAUAGCAAAAUAAGAAGCCAUCUGCAUGAUGCCUUAGACCAGAGAAAAAGUUCUGCUCCUAACAUUGAUGCUUCCUUGAGCCUUUUCAAGCCAUGGUAUCAUUUCAUUAACUCAUCUGAAGGAAGCUGCCCUUAAGCUUCGGUUGGUUUCCAGAGUCUUUGAUAGGUUAACCAUAAACAUGUUUGGUUGAUGAUAAAGGAUGUAGUUAGGUGAAGACGCCAAUAGAAACCUAACAAAUUAAUGAAGGACAACUUACAACAAAAGCCUCCUACAUGAAACUCACCUGGGAAACUUAAAGACUUUCAGUGGAGAAGCACACAGCUCAGAGUGGUCUGGAAUGCAGCCUGUGAUUUGACUUCUGGAAACGCGCGUGUGUGUAAAGACCUGUAUCUGAUUCAACAAGUCCAUCAGGCAGAACCCCACUGCACCUCUCACGUGAGGGGCAGCUACAGUGUAUCCCUGGAGGCUUUCUAGCUACAUCAUAUUAGAGGACAUGAGUUAAUCUGUGAGAAAAGGAAAAUUAAGAUGUGGAAUUAUUCUUAAACUCAGGAAGACAUUCUGAGGUUAUUAACUUCAAGAGCACCGAUUUCACUAGAAAAAUUGUAAAAAUUUUUGGUUCGAAAAUCUUGGUGUGAAAACUUGUAAAAAUAAUGUAGAUACUAGCUGUCCAAGUAGGACUGUAAUUUGUUCUGAAAGAUCUUUUCAUUAGAUUGAGAAUUCCAAAAAUGACUUAAAAUUUAUGUGCCGAACAUUUUCAUAUAUAAACAGUGAGGAAAAUGCAGCCUCGAUUUCAAGUGCGCAGCUAUAUUUGCAGUUGUGUAUUGAUCUGUCUUUACUCUGGAUACUAUUGAAUGUUUUUAUAUGUAAGUGUUUAUGAUGUGCUAAAUAAAUAUUAUUUAGAGGAGUCUGUGGUUUGAAUUUUAAUCACUGGUUGCAUUUUUGCAGGGCUCUUGUGAUAAACUUUGUUCAAAAAAUUUUCCUGAAUAUAAUUUCAGAACUUUAUUGUUUCAUGAUGCUGGGAAUGAACCUAGAGAUUUGUGUGUAUAGCAAGCACUUCACCACCUCAAGCCCUUAAUACUUUCAUAUAGUAGAAUCUAUUUGUAUUUUCCUUUGUUUCUUGGGUGGUUGGUGGUGUGUGUGUGUAAGAUUUUUUCCACUCCAGUAUUUGUAAAUAGUUUAUUAAGUAUCCUUCAUUUCACACACAAGUGAAUGUUCACACCCAGACAUUUGAUCCACCUGUGUUUACUGAAUCUGAUGUAACAUGCAGUUCUUUUUCUUCCAUACACAUAGCCAGUCGAACCAGCAUAAUUUAUUAUCAAAAUAAUUCUUUUCUGCUGAAUAGAAAUGUCACUUUUCAUUGUUUAUUUCAUCUAUGCUCCCUGUGCUCAGGGAGGCCUUUCUGAAUACUCUGUUAUUUCACUUCCUUUUGAAUUAGUUCUGCUUCAGAAUAUUUUAAUUGGAUUAUUAUAUCGUGUGUGUAUGUACACAUAUUUAAACUUGGCCUUUCAAUUACAAUUAUUAACUUGCUAGCCAUGGUGCUAUAUGUCUGUAAAUUCUGCCCUUGGGAGGUAGAGGCAGGAGUAUCAAGAAUUCAAGGUUAUCCUUGGUUAUCCAAUGAGUCUGAGUCUAGCUAGGACUACUAUCUCAAAACAAGACAGAAAGAAAAGAGAAAGAACGGAAGGAAGGAAGAAACAAAAGAAGGAAAGAAAGAAUAACCCCAUAAGUAAAAUUGUCUUAUUUCAUCUUUUAUUCUAUUUUAUGAAAUUUUAAGGUUGGUAUUAUCAAGUGCCUCUUUCCUUUCAUAAACUUCUGAAGGCCUGUUCUCUCCUAAAUGUGAUUAUUAUUUUAUGAAAUAUCUUUAUAGAUUAGGAUUUAAGUUUUUUCAUUUUUUUUAAUGUUUUUAUGUGAGGAGAUGUUUCUGAUCAUCACAGACUGUUGCUUAAAUAGCUACAAAUAUGUCAGGGCCUGACCUUUCCCUGAGUACUUGUAGAUUAUACCUGGAUACACCACUCUGCCUAUCAAUGAAUGCUUCAACUCAUCUACUCUACCAUAAACUAGAGGGUGUGCUCUCAAUGAAAAGAAGUUCAAAUAGUGUGCAAAAGGAAAAGGUGAUCAGUACGUGUCGUGAUUCACACCUUUAAUCCUGCUGAGUGUGGUGGUGCACACCUUAUUUUAGCUCUCAGAAGGCAGAGGCAGGUGGAUCUUUGAUUUCGAGGCCAGCCUAAUCUACACAGUGAGUUCCAGGACAGCCAGGUUACAUAGUGAGACUCUGUCUGAAACUCCUUGAUGUGUAGUUUCUUCUCUGGAAAAACCUAGAUGUGGAAGCCAUACUUCUGGGUCUGCUUUUUGCUUAGUUAUUGUCCAUGUUAGAAAUAGUGCAUGGCUUUUUUCUGACCUGUGGCCAGGAUCAUCUUUCCAUGGACUCCUCAGAUAGUGUUCAUAUCCCUGAUGCUCUGUAAGGAUGUGCUUUAUGUUCUUGGCUUCAUGCUCCUCUCCAGCCCUGACCUUGUAGGAUAGAGGAUACUAGCAAGGUAGACCCCUAUCAUCUUUAUUCUCUUUGUAAGGGAAUUGGGGGAAAGCCCCUGGUACCCUCAUCCAUAAUACACACACACACACACACACACACACACACUUACAUAUAUAUAUAUAUUUACUCCUGUGUACCAGAGAGUUUAAAAGUUUGUUUUGUUUUUGAGACAGAGUCUCACUAUAUAUCCUGUCUGGCCUAGAACCCACAAUGUAGACCAGGCUGGCCUCAAACUCAUAGAGCUCUGCCAGCCUCUAACUCUGACCCAUGAGUGCUGGAAUUAAAGUUUAAGCCGUGGAUGGUACCCUUCCUUAGUUUCUGUUGCUGAUGGAAGAUGCUUAACUGCUUUGAUUCUUCUUGAUGGGAUUUGGAAACUAAGAUGUGUUUAAGCUACCAUUUUACUUGAUGUUUUUCCCUUGUUCUGUAUGCUAGUACUGAAAAUAGAAAGUGAAUUUCAGAAGAUACUGUUUGAUGCCUGAGAUCAAAGACUUCUUAAUUUUUGCCUUAUAAUAAGAGCAACAAACUUCUUUUAGAUCUGUUGAAAACAUUAAUAAUUUUGUGAAAAUGACAUCCCAGAUUAGGGCAAAGAAUAUUCAAAGGCACUGAGUCAGGACAUAAAAAGGAACAAAACUUCCGUGGCUGAGCUGAAAGCUUAGAUGGACAGAGAGGAGUCCCAGAAGCCCAUUAAUGGCACUGUGAGAAGCCUGGGGCCAGGCUUUAUUCUAUUGUUCCAGCGUGGCAAGUGUAAGCAUGAGCUCGGUGGGACCACUCCUCUUUACAAACAGUCUGUCAAGUGUGAAAGCACAUCAGCAUUGUGAUGUGACACUUGACAAGUAGAGUUAACAUUUGAACGCUUUAAAAAUCAUAAUACACAAGAGCUCACCUGGACUUGGACCAAAAUAGGCAAUGCCUCCAAGUGAUACCAAAAAUCAACACCAUUUGAAAGCUCUGUUCUAUAGCCAGACAAGGUAAAGCAGUGGGUUUGAGAGAAUGGGGGGGAUUUGAAGGGAAAGUCAUCACAGAUGUGUGUAUACAUAUGUUAAAUUACAACAAAAGACACAUAAGGUGGACCUGCAGCCAACCAGUGGUUGAUGGGAAAUGCUGCCUUUUGACAAAUACAUAACCCAUUUGCAUUUAUGCUCCAGAGUAGCUGGCCUCUGGUUUUCUGUUCUUAGGUGAUGGGCUUCCAACUCCCACAUGCAAAGCAAUGAACUAAGAGAGUACUGAAGUGAGUACUGGUGGCCUUUUUCCUUAGGUGUGUACCUCUCCUGGAACAUGCACACACUACAGAGAAUUUGACAAACACUCCCCCAGUUGAUAACCCAGACUCAUCACUUGGGUACCAUGUAGCUUUUGUCAAGGUUUCCCUCAAAACUUAAAUAAUGUUCGGGAUUUCUGUAGAAAAUUAUGCUUUUGGAUACUCGGAUACUCUUUCCUCAGUCUUCCCAAGUCUGGGAUGCUGGUUUUGUGACAUGUUACACUUCCUGGCAUAUGCAAUAAAGAUCUAUCCUGUGCAUUUACUGAAAUCACUGUUACAGCUUUAGAUGUGGUAGCAGACAUGCUUUGUUUCUGUUUUAGAUGCGAUUCCUAACCAGAAGCUGGCCAUUUCUUGCAGGAUAUGGCUAAGGAAAAGAGCAAACUGCACAGUGCUAUAGGGAAAACUAAUGUGUUGGGCUUACUGAGCACCAGAGUGUGUUCGUAUUUUGAAGCCAACAGAAGCUGUGCCUCUGGGUGACUUAGAUUUUCAAGCCAUAUUUGACUCCAUGUGUGAUUCAACCUAGAAGCUAGAGUUGGCCUUGAACAAUUAGUUUAGCCAAGUGUAUAAUCUUGCACUUUACCCUUUAUUUACAGAAUUUACUAAGAUAUUCCUAUAUGAUUAAAUAUUUCUUAUCUCUUUUCUUUUUUCUUUCUUUCUUGGGUUGUUUUGUUUUGUUUUUUUUCUGAGAAAGAUUUUCUCUCUGUAGCUUUAGAACCUGUCUCUAGAACUCACUCUGUAGACCAGGGUGGCCUCGAACUCACAGAGAUCCGCCUGCCCCCGCAUCCUGAGUGCUGGGAUUAAAGGUGUGUCCACCACCGCCUGGCUGAUUAAAUAUUUCUUAAUAUCUUUCAUAAUAUACAGAAUUCAUAUUCCUCUUGGGAAUACAAUUAAUGUGAUCAUUCAUUUAUUGCUCAGGUCAUAACAACUCUCAAACAAUCUAGUACAGGGAAUUUCAGCUGGUUCACAAUUAAAGUAUGGGUCAGGUAUUCUCUCUCUGUUUUAAAUUACAGGAUUUUUCCUCAUUUUUUUUUCUUUUAGAUAUUUACAUAUGUAUAACUAGAUAUCUGGGGGAGCCUGAAGGUGACUUUGUAUUAUACUUUUAAUGCAUCCACAACCUGACACAUGGGGUCGAGUAUGGAAUUUCCUAGUGAUACCAUAUUGACAUUCAAAAGAUUAUGGAAUUUUUGUAACUAAUACAUAUGUAUAUAUAAAUAUAUGUAUAUGAGUUUUUGUCUACAUGUGUGUAUUUGUAUAUAUACCACACGCCUUCCUCAUGCCCAUGGAAGUCAGAAGAGGACAUUUGAUCUCCUGGAACUGGAGUUACAGACAGCUGUGAGCUUCUGUGUGGUUGGUGGGAUUCAAACCUGCGUCUUGCAGAAGUGCAGUCAAAACUGAGCCAUCUCUCCAGUCCCCAAUUUCAGAUGUUUGAUCAUUUCAGAUUUCAGAUUUUCCUAUGAUAAUGUUCAGACUUAUUCUUACUGUUAAAGCCAAUCCAGCUGAUUGGUCAGUACCAUCUUUGGUUGUGUGAAAACAGGCAUCCUUUCCAUUAGUUUGUAUGGCUGUGUCCUUCUGAGGCCUAAGAGAAUCUUUCCCCCUUAUCAUUUCAUGUUUCAUAUCACUGGGAAACGUAGACACCUGAAAAGAAUAACUUGCUGUAUGU